Molecule: messenger RNA, 4453 nt
Organism: Monopterus albus (swamp eel)
Lineage: Eukaryota; Metazoa; Chordata; Actinopteri; Synbranchiformes; Synbranchidae
Gene: tpcn2
Product: two pore segment channel 2
Exons: 25
Coding region: 997-3297 (766 amino acids)
Biological process (GO): transmembrane transport; calcium-mediated signaling; endocytosis involved in viral entry into host cell
Cellular component (GO): lysosomal membrane
Molecular function (GO): voltage-gated channel activity; ligand-gated sodium channel activity; intracellularly phosphatidylinositol-3,5-bisphosphate-gated monatomic cation channel activity
Source: RefSeq, a predicted model, not a curated record
CAGGUAUUUGGUCAUAAACAAAAGUUAAAAUGUUGACCCUGAUGAUGACACUAGAUGAAAAGUCAGGGGGUCACCAAAGAAGGGGGCACUGAUUUCUGAACCUAGUAUCAUAUCACUCCAUCAAGUAGUUGUUCAGGUAUUUCAUUCAAAACCACAGAUGUGAACCUUGUGGGUAGGCAAUCAGCAAAUCCAUUCGAAUUCAUCCAUUCUGUAUUUAAUAAGAGAUUUCUGAACCUGCGUCAUGGAUCAAUGGACAGACCAAAGCCACACCUCUAGUAUGGUUAAAUAAAAACUCCCUACUGAAUAACAAAAUGUGUGAAAGAACAAGUGAACAAGUUCAUAGAAGAAUUUGAAAACAGCAGUACAUUGUUUAUGGGCAUUUUAUUAUUUAUUUUAGGUGCAUUGAAAGCACAUCUGGUUGCUAUAAUUACUGUUCAUACUGACCCUUAAACCAGUUUCAUUUUACAUAUAAGCAUGUAUUACCUGAAAAGUGUGAACAUAUUGUUCUAGUUCUCAUGGGGCUGAAAGAAAAACAUCCAAUGAAAGCUGCUGGAUUCGGCUCCACGGAUGAGAUUUACUAAGUCAAAGUUGUGCUAGUCCGGGGUUUGUGUCAUAUCACAGUGAGGACACACUGUCCAGUAGUUAUUAUGACCUUUUCAUUUUUAAGACCGUGAUCAUUCCGGUACCCUUCACCCACCUUGCUGCUCCUUCCUGUGCCUCACAGCUCCACUGUGCAGUAGGUGGAGUUUGUCAUUUUAAAGUCAGUGUAAAGUGAGACUUGAGGGGAGGGAGGAACAGCGCAGAACAGCACUUCCUAAAACAUUCCGACGCUUUUGGAUCGACAUUUGUUUUGUUGUUAGAAGCUCGGUGUGGCUGUGACUGGCUGCGUAGGACUAAACCCAGCACUACAGGGGCUCAUGUCAGUCUCCUGCCAACUCCGCUGCUUUCAUUUUCAACGCUGAGGAGCGGACACAGGUCAAGUUGUAACUUUCCUGGAUGGAAACGGACAGUUUGCUGACCGACGGUGUGACCAGUGACCCAAGGAAUUAUGGCUCCUGGUCGUGCGCGGAGCGCGAAGGUUCCCCGGGCAGCCGCCGGAUGUCGUACUCUGUGGCCGGGGGGUCGUGUCGUCUCGAGAGGGACACCGAUAAUGGGGACCUCUAUGUCCAACAAGCUGCUGUAUUCAUUGAGGACGCCAUACAGUACCGCUCCAUCAACCACCGGGUGGACGCCAGCUCUCUCCGCCUGUAUCGAUGGUACUACUCCAGACUAUGCCAGUGGAGCUUGGGUCUCACCAUCGCAGUGGUGUUGUUGCUGGCCUUUAUAGAGCGUCCAUCCUCUCUGUCUGCCUCCUCGGAUCCCCGACAUCGCUCUGCACCCUGGGAGCCUCCCUGCGGCUAUACUGAGAGCAUCGAGAUGGUCUGCCUCAUUAUCUUCUCUCUUGACCUUGCUGUCAAGAGCUACUUGAUUGGUUGGGAGGAAUUCAGGAAGAGCAAAUGGCUGAUUGGCUACUCUGUCAUCAUUUCAGUCUCCAUUAUCGACUGGGUCUUGUCUGUCAGCAUGGUGUGUGAUGAGAAACUGAGAGUACGGCGGCUCCUCCGGCCAUUCUUUCUCCUGCAGAACUCCUCCCUAAUGAAAAAGACACUAAAGUGCAUCAAGAGGACUCUGCCAGAGAUUGCCAGUGUCAUCCUGCUGCUAGCGCUUCACCUCUGCCUCUUCACCAUGAUCGGCAUGCUGCUGUUUGCUAAAACCGAGGAUCCACAGAAGAACAGCGAGUGGGAGUUACAUUUCAGAAACCUGCCUAAUUCCCUCACCUCUCUGCUGGUGCUGCUCACCACAGCCAACAACCCAGAUGUGAUGAUCCCUGCCUACUCCUUGCACAGAGGCUAUUCCAUCUUCUUCGUCGCCUUCAGUGUAAUUGGAACGUACUGCCUGAUGAACUUACUGACAGCCAUCAUCUAUAACCAGUUCAGGGGAUAUUUACUGAUGUCAGUUCAAGCGUCCAUCAUCAGGAGGCGACUGGGGAUCCGAGCUGCUUUCCAAGUCCUCAGCUGCCAGGAAGCUGUAGCGGCUGCUGUGGAGCGUGUCCGUGCUGAUGUGGUGCUGGAGGUGCUGUCCACAGUCAAGAUGAAGAGCUACUAUAGAGCAGCCAUAACUAAGGAGGUGCAGCAGUAUGUCGAUGUUGGCUACAUGAACAGAGAGCAGUUCAGGAAUAUAUUUGAUGAACUGGAUAAAGAGCGCAUCAAGGAGCACCCUCCUUUGCCUCAGUACAACUCUCCAGUGCUACAGAGACUCCAGGAGAUCUUCAGUCACUAUUAUCUCACUAUACUUGGCAACGCAGUGGCACUAGCCAAUGUCAUGUGUAUAUGUACCAUCCUGGUGUUGAACUCUGAAAAGUCCAUAGCGGAGAGAGACAACUUCAUCUUGGAGAUCAUCAACCUGUGCUUCAUCUUGUACUACCUGCUGGAAAUGUGUGUGAAGAUCUUUGCCUUCGGCUGGAGAGGGUAUCUUUCCUACAGAAACAACAUCUUUGAUGGCUUUCUCACCACUGUGCUUUUGGUCCUACAGAUCACUAUUUAUGCCACCUACAGGCUUUCACCUUCUGAAUGGGACCCGUCCUCUCAUGGUAUAAUGUCUAUGUGGGAGAUGGUUCGUUUGGUCAACAUGCUGAUCGUCUUCCGCUUCCUGCGCAUCAUCCCAGAUAUCAAGCUCAUGGCUUUGGUGGCAAGCACACUGCUGGACUUGUUGAAAAACCUUCGAGCCUUUGCAGGGAUAUUGGUGGUGGUGUACUAUGUGUUUGCUGUGUUUGGAAUCUGGCUGUUUGAAGGAGCCAUUAAACCUCCUCCAGAGAUGAGUGUGCUCUCCAAUACCUCCAUGGGGAACAUCACCUCGAACGUCACCGCGGAGUGUGGCACGUAUGAGCAGCUGGGCUACUGGCCAAACAAUUUUGAUGACUUCGCUGCAUCUAUCAUUUUGCUGUAUGAUGUCAUGAUAGUCAACAACUGGCAGGCCUUCAUGGAAGCAUACAGCAGAUACACCACCGAGUGGGCCAAAGUCUACUUUGUGUGUUGGUGGCUCACCUCCUCCGUCAUGUGGGUCAACGUAUUUGUGGCGCUCAUCUUAGAGAACUUCAUCUACAAGUGGGACCGCAGUCACAGCUGUUCUGUCACAGAUGUGGAGAAGAUCAGAUAUGAAACUUCUUUUCAAUUCAUGUUCAAGGGGCAGAUCCAGGAGCCAACAGAAGAGGAAUUACUUUGUCAGUUACACCAACACCCCCACUUACAUCUACACUGGUGACACAUGUGCACACACACAUGCACACAUAGCACCAGCAAUAACAAGUCAAGAGACUGCUAGUAAAGGAAUGCACUGUGUGGUAGAAGCACUGAGAGGUCUAUAUUAUAGCAUUCAACUAGCUUAUUUACAUUUGUAUUGCUGUGAUAUAUAACUGCUGUUACUACUGAAACCAGUAGGAAGUGCAUGUUUUUAUUAUUUGUCAUGUUCAUUAUUGAACAUGCGUGGGUGGAGCUAAACACCAAAAGUCAUGUACAACUCCAUACUGAAAUACUAUAAAGUAUAUGUUAGUGUUUUUACAAUAAGUGUAAAUCAGUCCCGUUGUGACUUCAGAAGGCUCCUGUCAGAUUUAGAAACCGCACAUAGAUGAAGCUAAUCCAUACUUUCAGAUGUUAACUACUUUUAUUUUUUGUUUGCCAAGCUGUGGUACCACUGUGCAAGACAAUACAUUUCACUAGCAUGAACAAAACCACAUUGUCAUUAGUAUUUUAUUCUGGUUAAACCAUUAAAGUCUUUAAUUCUUGAAACUGGGGAAUUUGCAUUGUUGUUCAGCCAUAAAAAUCCCAGGUAUACUGUCUCUUACCACUCUGGUAUAUGUUUUAGCAAAGACUGUGCGAGAGCUGCUGUUGUAAAAUGUGAAUAACCUAAAUGGUUCAUGUUUACAAAGACGUAGCAGAGUUUAUCUUUCACUAGACACUUUGUUCCAGUAUUAAAACUAUUAACAUCACAGUGGAAUCUCAAAGUUAAGGAGCUUCACCUGCUUUUUAAAAAUACAAAUCUUGCACCCAGGGCCUAAAGCCCCUUUCACACAUUCUGCAACAUUAGCAUGGUUUCCCAUGUGUAACAUGUUUAAAUUAGCUCUUUGCUCCAGUGAUGAACCAUCCUGGAUGGAUCAGGGUCUCUGCUACACACUGAGUUAGAAGGUAAUGACACCACAGAAAAGUAGUGCAUAGGAGUGCAUAUACAGUACAUGAGGGCAGCGGUGGCCCUUUUUUCUUUUGUUAAACUGCUGUAGUUAACUGUCUAGUACAACAGAGGAGGUGCACCCACAAGCAGAUUUUUCACAAUAAUGUGACCACAGCUAGAGUUGUUUUGGCGGCCUGUUUAAUUUUAGUUUUAGUCUAGUCUUUGUGUGAAGCUGUCAUUUUAGUUUUUAUUA